CGAACCAGGAAUGAUCAAAUUACAACAAAGUAGGAACGGACAAUUUAUGUGAGAGGUUCGUUGAGAAAAAUAAAAUACAAAGUUUGCGUCACAAGAGCUGGGCGGGCCGCCACCUGUGACGGCAGAUGAGCGGAGCAGUCCGGCUGUCAGUGCUGUGUGAGAGUGUUCGAGAGUGGGGUUCUGCGGCUAAAGUCCACCUGGAUUAUUUUGAGCUCAGUGUCUUUCUCGUCGAAGAAUUUGAACAAGAUUCAGGUUCCUUUGGUCCUGUCUACAGCACCGGGAGAGAGGGUUGCCAGUACCAGCGUGUGUGUGUGUGUGUGUGUGUGUGUGUGUGUGUGUGUGUGUGUGUGUGUGUGAGUGAGUGAGAGUGUGAGUCGUAGGUUGAACAUGUUUGUGUGAGUGCAUUUGAAUACCGUGGUCGGAAAGUGUGUGUCCCAUGAGACGCUCGGCGGAGAUGCAGGGAGCUGGAUCCUCUGCGGUGCGACUCCUGCUGCUGAGCUGCUGUGUGUGUGCCGCAGCUGGGUACCCGUUCAGAACGCCUCUGGACCUGGAUGUGACUCCACGCGUCACCGUGUUGAGCAGCGGUCUCCAGGGCUGCAGGCGUUUCCAGUCCUCUGCAGCCAACUACAGCACCAUGUUGCUGGAGGCUGACAGUGAGCGUCUCUACUUCGGGGCCCGAGGGGCUGUAAUUGCUCUGAAUGCCUCUGACAUUUCAGCCAGCUCUGCUCUCACUAUUGAGUGGGAAGCCUCCCCCGAACAAAAACGUCAGUGUCUGCUCAAGGGAAAAGACAAUAAGACGGAGUGUUUUAAUCACAUCCGCUUCCUCCAGAGGUUCAACUCCACUCAUCUCUACAUGUGUGGGACGAAUGCCUUCAGACCCCUCUGUGCAUACAUUGAUGAGGAGAGGUUUGUGAUGUCAUCUCAGCCUGAGGAAGGCAGAGACAAAUGUCCUUACGGCCCGACAACGGGCUACACUGCUCUCAUCAUUGACCAGCAGAUGUAUACAGCCUCCCAGUACGAGUUUAGGAGCUUUCCAGAUAUACGCCGCAACUCUCCGUCCCCCACACUGAAGACAGAGGACGCCCCCACACGCUGGCUUAAUGAGGCAGACUUUGUGGGCUCGGCGCUGGUGAGGGAGAGUGUGAGCAGCAGCACGGGUGAUGAUGAUAAGAUCUACUACUUCUUCACAGAGAAGAGCCAGGAGCAGACAACGACCUACAGCCACAGCAGGGUGGCACGAGUGGCUCGCGUUUGUAAGGGGGACCGGGGAGGCCGUUUAACUCUCCAGAAACGGUGGACUUCCUUCCUCAAAGCCAGGCUGACUUGUUCUCUGCCAGAGUACGACUUCCACUUCAACAUGCUGCGCAGCGUGUUUGUGAUGCCUGGCCGCACGCCGCAGGACACGCUUUUCUACGGCAUCUUCGGCCUGGAGUGGAAAAACGUGAAGGCAUCUGCGGUGUGUCGGUUUUCUCUGACUGAAGUCCAAGAGGCCUUCCAAGGACCUUACAUGGAGAACCAGGACUCUGGCUCUAAGUGGAAGGAAUACACUGGAAAGAUCCCUGACCCGCGACCUGGAUCGUGUAUAACUGAUUCUCUGAGGGCCAGGGACAUAAACAUCUCCACCUCCUUGCCUGAUGAUGUGCUAAACUUCGUCAGGAGGCAUCCUCUGAUGUCCCAGCAGGUCCAGCCUACAGACAAACGGCCUCUUUUGUUCAGACGGACCACAGACUACACACACAUGGCCGUACACACGAUCCAAGGCUUAGAUGGACUUACAUACCACAUAUUGUACAUGGGCACAGAUGAAGGCUGGUUACAUAAAGCUGUAGAAAUCGAGGGUCAGCUUCACAUUAUAGAGGAGUUUCAAAUAUUUGAAGAACCUCAACCUGUGAACAACUUGCUGCUCUCUGAAAAACAGAUGAGUGUUUAUGUGGGCUCUCCGUCCGGCGUGGUACAGCUUCCUCUCUCUAACUGUCAGAGAUACACCUCCUGCUACGACUGCAUCUUUGCCAGGGACCCUCACUGUGCCUGGAACGGAGCCCAUUGUGUGGACGUAAUGGCACAAACAAACAGAUCAACUUUAAUCCAGGACAUCCAGCAGGGUAGCAGAGGAUGUGAAAACACACAAGAGGACGUUAUGGUGCGCAGCCGCUCUGUGCGUGUGGGGGAUGACGUGCUGCUGCAGUGUGAGCUCAGCUCCAACCUGGCGACACCGGUCUGGACUCUGGACGGCAGCGAGCUGCAGGGCUAUGGCCUCCACUCUGGUUUCAGAACCGGCACCGACGGCCUGCUGAUCAUCGAGGCCCGGCAGGACCAGAGCGGGCUCUACACCUGCUACGCCGUCGAGAACAAAAUCAAGGUCGCUCUAGUUGCCUACAAUGUCACCAUCCGCCCGGACCUGCCCCCUCCUCCACCUGUUGCACCAACUCAAGACACUUACAGUUUGUUCGCCACCCUGCCCGAACCCACUGAGCAUCCCUCCUCAGAGAGAACCCUCCCACCCAACCCGGCCCCUCUCCUCCCCCACUCAGAUCUGCUCUCCCCCCGCAACAUGGAGGCCAUGUAUCUGUCCCUCAUCACCAUCCUCGGAGGCCUGUGUGUGGUCCUCACCGUGGUCCUUGUCUACGUUGGCUUCUGCCUUCGCGUGGGCAACAGAGGGAAGUACUCACUACGAGCCGCAGCUUCUGCCUACCCCAACAAUAAGAGGCAGAACAGGAACAGGAAACAGCACAGAAACUCCGCCCACAUGGAGCUGAAGACCAUCUCAAGCCACUGUAAUGGCAACGGUAUUUGUAAUGGCGGUUCAAAGCAGCACAACGGUGAGAUCCAGGAUGGUGGCUUCCUCCAGAUCGUCCCCGGUGAGGCCCAUUUAACACCCAAUAAGGAGCCUCCUCCCCCGGCCCCUCCUCUCCCACCAACCCCACAACAUUCCUCUCCGGAGUGUGUCUUCCCCAACGGGCUGUCGGCCACGCUGCCCAGCGUCCUGAGGAGGAUGAAUGGAAACAACUACGUGCUGCUGAGGCAGAGCGAGUCCGAAAACACAUCGCCGCUCUGCUACUCCUUUGCUGAGGAGCUCAACAGGAUGUUAGAGAAGAGGAAACACACGCAGCUGACGCCCAGGCCGGACGAGAGCUCUGUGUAGAGAGAUGUAGCUCCCCCUGUGGUGGGAGAACUGCUGUGUUCUUACCUGGUGCUGAAGUGCCUGUCAUUUGACUCAUUAUUGUAGAGGACUAACGCAAUGCGAGAGUCAUAACUAAAUUCUUUAGUUUGGAUUUUUGUUGUCCAAAAAGAGACGCUUUUUCUUUUCGAAUCUUUGAGCUACUUGCCAACCUUGAUUCCCAAAUUUCCCAAUGCAUAACAAGUAAGAAUGAGAAAUGACAUUGAAGGACUGAGCAUGAGAAAAAAGUACAAUCUACCUCACCUCAAUACUGCCCAUGUGGACCUCUGCAGUUAGUAAUCAGACCCGCAAAGCACAAAGACGCACAAGGCACACCUACUCCACCGAGGAGCGGAGCCCCAAGGGAACAUAAAUACAUGUGAAGACUUCUGCUGGUGGCCAUAUUUGGCUCGUUUCAAACUAGAGGGCAGCUAGCCAAAGUUUGUUUGCUCUGACAAGUGCACAGAUGGCCUAUUCAUUUUUAAAACAUGACAUUCACACGUUAUAAAUAUUGAGGGAGAUGGAUGUGGUGCGCAAGGGAAUAUGGUUUGCAAUUGUUUCACUUCAAUACUAACGUAAUUACUUGCAAUAACCGUUACAAAAUAAUAUACAGUAACUCAUGAUAGCACAUAACACUUAACACCAGGCAUUAUUAAGAAAUGGUGAAUUAAUCAUUAUUUAAUAUGACUAUUAACCAUAAUUUUGAAUUAAGCAUUCAACCAAUAUGAAUGUAUCAUUAUUGAAAUAAUGUCACUUUUUUAAUUAUAAAUACAUAACAAUAUUAGGAAAUAUAACAGUCAAUAAUUGGUGAUUAAAUUCAUUUUUUGCAACUAUUAACAAUUUCUUGGUAGAAUAUUUACAAACAAAAAUAAGUAUAACUGUAGUUUAAAGCUGCAGCUGAGGCUCACAAUCCAUCAUACAGGGAUAUAAAUGGUUAAGCCUCACAAUGUUUAUUCAACCUUUAGAUGAUUGAAGAAAUAUUAAGUAGUGAUUAUUUCACCAAGGGGUCGUCGACAUCCUGAAGAACUAAGACAGUAUUAUUGAUUUAAAUGCACUUUAAAUAUCAGUUUUAAAGUGCUUUGACAAAGGUAUGCACGCUAUUAUGGAAUUUGAGUCUGCAACAUGUCGAGAACCAGCAGGACGGAGGAGCUCAUUGAUUGAUUUAUGAAGAACUGCAGCAGUGAAGGCCACAGCUCUGCGUGCUGGACCCCGUUUGACACGAGUGGAUUAGAAGGAAAACACUGAGUAUGACUCAGCUGAGCCUCAAUCCACCCCUGCAUGAAACCAACACACAGAACGACAGACUGAGGGGCCCAGCGUAUUCCAAGAAGAAUCAAAGGUCAGUUUGGGUUUCUCUUGAUUUCAUUCCCGGGGACACCUUCUCUCCACCAGCGUCAGAUGGCACGACCCGCUGCAACAAUGCCCUUUUAAAUGAGCAGCGAAAUGAAAUUCAGCAUCAUUAGCGGACUGCAGAAGAGGAAGACUAGCUGGAUAAGGGCUCCAGCAUGACUCUCUCUGAACCUACAUCUCUGCUUCCCCACAACUGGAAUAAAUAUGGUUGGUUGCCGUGUCUUACCAGACAGGGGCUCUUUGUGUGCAGAGAGCAUCCUCGCCUGUCUGAUGCAAAUACCAAACUCGUCGUAUAAUGACCUUUUUUCUCACACUUUCUGCAUGAAUUAUGUUUUAACACUGCUGAUUAUCCAAGAAACAACAAUGACUCUUAAUAUUUAACGAAAAGUGCCAAGGUUGAUGUUCAAAAAGAUCUUUUGGAGAUUUUUUUAUUUGCAGAAGCAGAAAAGAUUUUAAAAAGAAGCGUAUUUAUUUUGUUAUUUUGUACAUUGUGUUCUGGAAGUUAUUGUCAAUGUUGCUGGUUGUUUGGCACAUGUGAGACACCUUCCUGACAAAUGGGAGGAUCACAAGUUUCCCGUGUUGCACAAAAUGUGAUAAAUAGAAGCACGGUAGCCAAAUGCAUGCAGAGGCUGCUUAUAACCUACCUACCUAAUAGGUGGAAGAUUGAUCAAUACACUUAUUCACACUAACCUACUCAUUUAGCUUUUCUGUCACUGUAAUGUCCACUUUUAAUAUCUCUAUUUGCAUGUUACCCCAUGCGUGUGCACACAGUCAUUAUUUUACAUUCACAAAGAAUAACAGGGCAUUGGGUUCCUUCACAUUUCAGUUAUAAUGAGUUCAAAUAAAACUUUGUACUUCAA
This is a messenger RNA of Eleginops maclovinus (Patagonian blennie), 5367 nucleotides long. Its product is annotated as semaphorin-4G-like. Gene Ontology annotation, cellular component: plasma membrane. Gene Ontology annotation, biological process: negative chemotaxis; axon guidance; negative regulation of axon extension involved in axon guidance. Lineage: Eukaryota; Metazoa; Chordata; Actinopteri; Perciformes; Eleginopidae. Gene Ontology annotation, molecular function: semaphorin receptor binding; chemorepellent activity. The record is from RefSeq and is a predicted model, not a curated record.